Molecule: messenger RNA, 2442 nt
Organism: Plasmodium falciparum 3D7
Lineage: Eukaryota; Apicomplexa; Aconoidasida; Haemosporida; Plasmodiidae
Product: AP2/ERF family transcription factor
Biological process (GO): regulation of DNA-templated transcription
Cellular component (GO): nucleus
Molecular function (GO): DNA-binding transcription factor activity
Source: RefSeq, a predicted model, not a curated record
AUGGAAGAUAACAAUAUGAAUAAUGAACAAAAAUUUAAUCCUAAUAUGUUGGGAAUGGAAAAUAAUGUUAGCCAAGAACCAGCAGCUGAAACAGUAGUAGUUGAACCAAAGAAAAAAGUAGGAAGACCUAGAGGUGCUAGUUCAAAUAAUAAGGUUAUAAAAAAAGAAGAAAAGGUUUCUACAUCAUCAUCUGGUUAUCCUGGUGUUAGUUGGAAUAAGCGUAUGUGUGCGUGGCUAGCUUUUUUCUAUGAUGGUGCAUCAAGAAGAAGUAGAACAUUUCAUCCAAAACACUUUAAUAUGGAUAAAGAAAAAGCAAGACUAGCAGCAGUAGAAUUUAUGAAGACUGUUGAGAAUAAUGGUAGAAAAAAAUCUGGAAAAGGUAAAGGUGGUAGAAGUAAAAGCAAACAAUUAAAUGAUGAACAUUUCAAUGCAUUACACAAUAGUGAUCUUGGAAACAGUAUGAAUGGUAUGAAUGCUCAUAAUAAUUUACACAUGCAGUUGAUGUCUAUGAAUCCAGCUUUUUAUAUGCAGAGUUUAAACAGAAAUUUUAAUAUGUCAGCAAACGAAAGAAAUAAUAUGUUUAACUCUUUGAAUAAUCAUUCUGGAUUAAGUGGACCACUUAAGAAUAUGCAAGAUCAUAAUGAAUUAUAUAUGCAGAAUCAGGUAUUUAAUAAUAUGCAUUUAUUAAAUAAUUCGAAUAGUAGUUUAAAUAAUAAUAGAAAUAAUAAUUCGAAUAACAACAAUAAUAGUAGUAACAGCCAUAAUAAUAGUAGUAAUAAUUUACAUUACUUGAAUGAAUUAAUUUUCAACUCGAAUUUAUUUCAUGGAAAUAAUAUGGGUUAUCAUGAAGGGAAUGUGAAUACUGGUGUAAGUGAUUUAUUAAAUCUUGAUGAUAAUGUUGGUUUACAUAAUAAAGAUGUAGAAAACUUGAUGAAUGUGUUAUUUAGGCAAAAUUAUAAUAUGAACAUGAAUAUAUCAAAUAUCGAUAAGCAUUAUUUACAAGGAAGUAAUAUUCUUAUGAACGGGCCACAAGGAAAUAAUAAUAAUAUGAACAACAGCAAUUCUAAUAAUAACAAUAAUAGUGGUAGUAAUAAUAAUAGUAAUAAUAAUAAUAAUAAUAAUAAUACUAAUAAUAACAAUAAUAGUGGUAGUAAUAAUAAUAGUAAUAAUAAUAAUAAUAUGAAUAACAACAAGAACAACAACAAUAACAAUAAUAAUUCUAAUUCUGGUAAUAGCAAUUCAUCACAAAAUCAACAUAUGUAUCUAUCAAGUCAUAACAAUGAUAUAUUUGAAAAUAAUAAUAAUAAUAGUAAUAGUGGAAAUAACGAUUCAAAUAAUAACAACCAAUCAAAUAUAUCUAAUUUUUAUGAUUAUAAUUUUGAUUUAUAUAGAGGAAAUGUAUCACCAAAUAUAAUGGAUAUGGUUCAUCGUAUGAAUAAUAAUAUGAAAGAUGGGAAAAAUUUAGAUUCUUUAAAUGAUGAUAUUGGAAAUGAUUUAAAUUUUCGAUUACAUGAAAAUUCAGCAUGGAUAAAUCAAUUGAGACAAUCACAUAAUAAUUUGUGUAAUAAUAUAAACAAUAACCAUUGUGAUUUAUGUCAUACAACAUCACCUGAUCAUAGUCUUAAAGGGCAAAUGGAAUUAAGCAAAAGAAAAAAAACUACAUCUAAUAUUAAUAAUAGAAAAAAUGAUUUAUUAGAAGAUAGUGUAAAUAGUUUUGAUCUCAAUAUGCCAUGUUCUUGUUCAUCACAUUUGAGAAAUCAAAAGAAUCAUUUCUGUGUCUAUUAUAACCAAUCUAAUUCCUCUUCUCAAAAUGAAAAUUAUAAAAAUUAUCUAAAUUGGAAUCCUAAUUCUAAUAACAACUUAAUUAAUAAUAGCAUUGAUAAAAAUGAUACGCCUUUAGAUAAUUCUAAUGGAAAUAGUGGAAGGAACUUAGGAGAUUCCAAUUUAUUAUGUAUUUCACAAAAUAAUAAUGGAACUAGUUCUCAAUCAACAAAUCCAAAACAUUUAUCACAAACCAUAGAUAUGAACCAAAAACAAUCUUCACAUACUUCACAAUAUUCCAAUAAUCCAAAUUUACAAGAUAUACAAAAUCAAUUUAGUUAUCAAAACCAGCCAAAUAUUAAUAUGGAUAUGCAUAGCCAAUUGAAUUUAAUAAAACAAAAUUGUAAUUAUUCACCAAAAUGUAUUAACAAUAAUAAAAAAAAAAGUACUACAGGAACAUCCAAAGAUUCAACUAGAAAAUUAUUAUCUUCUCAUUCUUUAAGUAUGCCCCUAGAACAACAACAUCAGUCUUCCAAAAAAAAUAAUUUAAGUUCCUCCUUCAUAGAAAAUAAUUUAUGUACCAAACUAAACAGUAUUAUCAACUUUGAAUGGAUAAAUAAUGAUUUAAAAAUGAAUUUAAAUGGAAACAAGUCAAAUUCAUAUGAUAAUUCUGAAUCUUAA